AGGCUCAACCAAUGACUUCCGCUGUUGUUACAGUGCCGCUCCUGGAAGUCGUAAAAGGGAAGUUCAACUGUUAUUGUAAGUGCCCGGUGAGAGCUUUGAGUCACACGCUAGAAAGUGGAGAUGUUCCGCCGUGUGCUGGGGAAGACCUUUGGUUUUGUGGGCUACACAAUCCAGUAUGGCUGCAUUGCACACUGUGCUUUUGAAUACAUUGGAGAGUUAGUCGUGUGUUCUGGUCCAUCCAUGGAGCCCACCAUUGUCAACGAGGAUAUUGUCUUCUCUGAACGGAUGAGUCGGCAUCUUUGCAAAAUACAAAAGGGUGAUAUAGUCAUUGCAAAAAGUCCAUUUGACCCAAAUAUGAACAUUUGUAAAAGGGUAAUUGGAUUGGAGGGUGACAAGGUCUGCACAAGUUCCCCAUCAGAUUUGUUCAAGACUCACACAUAUGUUCCAAAAGGCCAUGUGUGGCUAGAAGGGGAUAACCUUAGGAAUUCUACUGACUCAAGGAACUAUGGCCCAAUUCCCUAUGCCCUCAUCCGAGGGCGUGUUUGCUUAAAGCUCUGGCCACCACAUAGUUUUGGGACCCUGAGUGAAAGUCCAACAGAACGGAUCAUUAAAACUCAGAGCGACUCGGACUCAGAUUGACUCGUCGACUUUGUUUAUAUUUGUACUUGUACUUGACUUUUUCAUUUUUGAAUAAAAGUGAUAAUUCUUUUAAAAAGUUAAUCGUGCCCAUUUGAUUAAUAUCAAAAUUCAAGAUUUGAUUAAGAUGCAGCAGUGAGUGACGCUGUGGAACUGCUAAUGGCAGAGCUGGCAGGGGCAAAUAUGCAUAAGAUUUAAAUCGGGGAUUGUGUCGACUUAAUAAUAGCAGCUAUGUCAAUGUAUUAAAAGCCUAAUCAUACCAAAGAGUUCAAACACUAUUCAGGAAUCAUAAGUUGCGAUUGAGUGAGUUCAGUUGCUUUAUUUAAGUGGUGCUGAAAUGCACCAAAACUGUGCAUUUAAUUUUUGUUGACUAUUUGUAAAUCUUGAAAAAGUGAUAUCUGUCUGAACUAAAAAGAAGUAUUUCAGCAUUAUGUGUCACAUUUCCUUUAAAAUCUGUUAUUUAUUUCAUGUUUACCCUUCCUUGGUAUUACGCUACAACAAAAACUCUCUGAAUGUUUAAUAUUUCAUCACGCUGCCAAGGCAAUUGAAAAAAUGUUAGCACUUCCCAUUUAACCAUACAAUAUUAAUACGCACUUAGUAAGGGGCUCUGUGUGUAUGCGCAUGUGUUCAUGAGUGCAUUUAAAAAUAUCGAGUCUCAGUAUGUUUACAUGUACUGGUUAUAAUUGCUACUGCAGA
Messenger RNA from Oreochromis niloticus (Nile tilapia), 1332 nucleotides. RefSeq names its product inner mitochondrial membrane peptidase subunit 1 (gene immp1l). Gene Ontology annotation, cellular component: mitochondrial inner membrane peptidase complex; membrane. The transcript is spliced from 6 exons. The record is from RefSeq and is a predicted model, not a curated record. Lineage: Eukaryota; Metazoa; Chordata; Actinopteri; Cichliformes; Cichlidae. Bases 121 to 639 code for a protein of 172 amino acids. Gene Ontology annotation, molecular function: serine-type endopeptidase activity.